UUGUGUUUCUCACUCAGUGGACGUUUCGGUUUUCGAACAUGGCAGCGCCGACUAGUGUCGUCGUCCUAGAUAGAGGAAAUAAUACAACCUGCACCAUUAAUUUACACGGAGCGACAGUUGUUUCCUGGAGGGUAAAUAAUCAAGAACAACUAUUCGUAAGCAAGCAAGCAGUUUUUGAUGGGAAGCAACCUAUUCGUGGAGGAAUCCCUUUUGUCUUCCCUCAAUUUGGACCGUGGAAUUAUGGGCCACACCAUGGCUUUGCUCAAGUUGUUAGAUGGAACCUCGAAAAGGGUCCCGAACGACUACCUAGUGGUGACGUGGAAGCAAUAUUUUCCACCAUGGACAGUGACUGGACGAGAUCCAUGUGGAACUAUCCCUUUCGCCUGACAUAUCGGCUCAUACUUAGAGAGAAAGAGUUGCACUUCAUAAUCGGCGUGUAUAAUCCUAGUAAAGACAUAACCUUCAGUUUUAACAUGCUACUUCAUACGUAUUUCAAAGUGCCCGAUGUGAGGAGGUGUCAAAUCACAGGACUUCACGGGUGUACUUUUAUAGAUAAGACUAGAGAUGGUGCAAUUUACCAAGAAGGGAGGGAGUCGGUAACCAUAGGCGAAUGGACUGAUAGGAUAUAUCAGAACACCCCUCAGGAACACAUUAUAACGAAUGUGGUCUCAGGAAGAAAAAUGAGAAUACAGAAGUACAAUUUCCCAGAUACUGUUGUUUGGAAUCCUUGGUCAGAUCAUAGUAAGGAUUAUCCAGAUUUUGGAGAUGAUGAAUUUCCAAACAUGAUUUGUGUGGAGUCCGGUCAUGUUUCUAGCCCGGUUCAUUUAUUGCCAGGCACUGCCUUUGAAGCCAGCCAAAUUCUACAGGUUAUGUAGACUGAAUCAUGGCAAGUUCUCUAGAUUUAAAUCUUGAUUUAAUUCAGGUUUCUCAUCUAUGAUAGGAAAUAUAUAUU
Cimex lectularius (bed bug) is the source of this 952-nucleotide messenger RNA. RefSeq names its product glucose-6-phosphate 1-epimerase. The record is from RefSeq and is a predicted model, not a curated record. Gene Ontology annotation, molecular function: carbohydrate binding; isomerase activity. Lineage: Eukaryota; Metazoa; Arthropoda; Insecta; Hemiptera; Cimicidae. The coding region runs from base 39 to 875 and encodes 278 amino acids. Gene Ontology annotation, biological process: carbohydrate metabolic process. The transcript is spliced from 8 exons.